AUGGUCAUCGCCCCUAAUAAGCCAUGCUACGUCCUCGGCGUCGGCAUGACCAAGUUCAUCAAGCCCAGAGGAAAAGUCGACUACACGGAGCUGGGCUUCGAAGCCGGCAUCAAGGCCUUGCUUGACGCGCAGAUCAACUACGACGACGUCGACCAGGGCGUUGCCUGCUACUGCUACGGCGACUCGACCUGCGGCAACCGCGUCUUCUACCAGUUCGGCAUGACCCAGAUCCCCAUCUACAACGUCAAUAACAACUGCUCGACCGGAUCUACGGGCCUGCACCUGGCGCGAAACGUGAUCAGCCAUGGGGGAGCGGACUGUAUCAUGGUGGUGGGCUUUGAGAAGAUGAAUCCGGGAAGUCUACAGAGCUUCUGGAACGAUCGCAGCAGCCCUACCAGCACCACUGGCGAGAUGAUGAAGGCGACAAGGGGCGUGACGAACGCGCCUGGUGCGGCGCAGAUGUUUGGGAAUGCGGGAAGAGAGUAUAUGGAGAAAUAUGGCGCUACAAACGAAGACUUCGCCGAGAUCGCGCGCGUCAACCACGAGCACUCCCAGCGCAACCCCUACUCGCAGUUCCAGGACGUCUACACGCUCGAGCAGAUCAUGCAAGCGCCCAUGAUCCACGCGCCUCUCACCAAGCUGCAAUGCUGCCCAACGUCGGACGGGGGCGCGGCCGCCAUCCUCGUCUCGCAGGACUUCCUGGAUGCGCGGCCGCACCUAAAGGAGCAGGCCGUUCUGAUCGCCGGGCAGUGCCUCGCGACAGAUGCACCCAGCCUGUUCAGCCGGUCAGCCAUCGACCUGAUGGGUUUCGAGAUGACCAAGCACGCGGCGGCGACAGCGCUCCGGGAGGCGCAGGUAGCCGCGAAAGACGUCAAGGUGUGCGAGCUGCACGACUGCUUCUCGGCCAACGAGAUGAUCACCAUCGACGCCCUCGGCCUGUCGGACCCCGGCCAGGCCCACGAGCUGGUGCGCGCCGGCGGCAUCACGUACGGCGGCCAGGUCGUCGUCAACCCGUCCGGGGGUCUGAUUUCCAAAGGUCACCCGCUCGGCGCCUCCGGCAUCGCCCAGUGCGCUGAGCUGGUGUGGCAGCUGCGGGGAUGGGCUAACAACCGACUCGUUCCCGGCGCGGCUGUCGCGCUGCAGCACAAUCUCGGCCUGGGUGGCGCGGUCGUUGUCACGGUGUACAAGCGGGCUGAUGGCAGGAGCAACGAGGCCGUCUCCUCCGAGGAGGUUGGUCGGAGGAAUCGGCUGGGAUACAACCCGGCGGUCGUGGCCAAGGGGUUUACCGAGGCGCAGGCGACGUCGGUCCGGAGCAGGACGAGGAGCAGCGCGUGGGCGCUGCAGGACGUCGGGAAGAAGGUCCAGGCCAGGUUCUAG
This is a messenger RNA of Drepanopeziza brunnea f. sp. 'multigermtubi' MB_m1, 1377 nucleotides long. RefSeq lists its product as uncharacterized. The record is from RefSeq and is a predicted model, not a curated record. NCBI's taxonomy places the organism in Eukaryota, Fungi, Ascomycota, Leotiomycetes, Helotiales, Drepanopezizaceae. Gene Ontology annotation, molecular function: acyltransferase activity, transferring groups other than amino-acyl groups.